Molecule: messenger RNA, 1702 nt
Organism: Stereum hirsutum FP-91666 SS1
Lineage: Eukaryota; Fungi; Basidiomycota; Agaricomycetes; Russulales; Stereaceae
Product: cytochrome P450
Exons: 11
Coding region: 105-1673 (522 amino acids)
Molecular function (GO): oxidoreductase activity, acting on paired donors, with incorporation or reduction of molecular oxygen; monooxygenase activity; heme binding
Source: RefSeq, a predicted model, not a curated record
UCAGCCACCUCCAUCUCUCACUCGCCGACAUCUCCUUCUUAGACUCCAACUACCACCACUUGGCCUGUCUAUCGCCACCGCCUCACCCUAUCCCACUACAAAGUAUGGCUUUCUUGGAUAUGUCAUCUCCUACCGUUCUCGGUUCCACUGUCCUGCUGGCCGUGUUACUCCGCUACUAUGUCCUGCGCAGGAAAACCGACUUGGACGUCCUACCAUGCCCGCCCUCCGACGAGGCUACUCUCUUUUACGGACACGAGAAGAAAGUGUUUGACAAUGAGUCAAACGAGAUGUACAUGAAGUGGAUGUCCGCUCUUGGAUCUUUCUACAAGAUAAAGGCUGCCUUGUUCCAUGAGGACGUUAUCGUCGCCGGUGACAACGCAGCUGUUGCGCACAUCUUUCAGUACUGCGACAACUACGUGAAGAGUCCUAUCUUCAGACCUCCGAUUGCAAAUCUCCUCGGGAGAGGAUUAGUCUGGGCCGAAGGUGAUGAUCACAAACUGCAGAGACGGAUUUUGGCUCCGGCGUUCUCACAGGAGAACGUCAAGGGUAUGGCAGAUGAUAUAUUCGAGAGCGCUGAGCGGCUUGAGACCCGCUUGACUAACCAAGUUCUUGCCAAUAAUGGAGGCGCCACUGUCAACAUCGUCGAACAGACCUCUUCCUGCACCCUCGACAUCAUCGGACGCGUCGCAUUCGGUCAUGACUUUGGUUCAGGCGAAUCCGCCGAGGCUAAAGAGAUCGCCAGCGCCUGGCAUAACCACGUGAACAUGGGUCUCACCUACUCCGGCUUCAUCGCACCGCUCCUCGUACGCACCUUCCCCUGGAUCGUGAAGCUGCCGAUCCCGGCGCUGCAGGCUCAGGGGACGACGAAGAUGAUCGUGGACAGGCUGACGAAGAGGAUCAUCGAGAAGGGAGUGGUGAACGAGAAGGGGAGGGACAUCUUGAGUUUGUUGAUGAUGGCCAACAGGGACGCGAAGGAGGGGAAUAAGUUGACCGAUGAGCAGUUGGUGGCGAAUGUUAACACUUUUAUUAUGGUCGGCCAUGAAACUACUGCAGGCUCCGUCGCCCUCACUACCUAUGCUCUCGCCCGCAACCCUGAGAUGCAGCAGAAACUCCGUGAUGAGCUUAUCUCCGCUGGUGAUAUCACCUACGAGAGCAUCCAGAAACUCGAGUACCUCGACGCCAUCGUGAAGGAAGGUCUCCGCGUGUACCCCGCCUCGCCACACACUGAGCGCAUCAACCUUGAAGACGACGUGAUCCCGCUAAGCAAGCCCAUCACCACCACCGACGGUCGUAAGAUUACCUCCUACCACGCAAAAGCCGGCACGAUCUUCCAUAUUCCGUUUACCGCCAUGAACGUCAACCCUGAAGUGUGGGGCGAAGACGCACAUAUCUUUAAGCCCGAACGUUGGAUCAUCCCUGGCGGCGUGCCUCAGCCUAGUGAACUCCCUCACGGAUGGAGCGGUCUCGUUACCUUCUGCGACGGGCCCAGGAACUGCAUUGGCUGGCGACUUGCUGUACUGGAGUUCAAGGUUCUCAUUGCUACGCUCUUCCGCUCGCUCGAGUUCCAGGCUACGACGGCAGACGUGAAACAAAUGAUCUCGCCUACGCUGCAAGCUGUCGUGGAUGACAAGGGCGGAUUCUUGCCUCUGCACAUCACGCUCGCGCAGCACUAAGUUAGGUGCUGCUCGACUCCCUUGUUCUA